Messenger RNA from Cryphonectria parasitica EP155, 1017 nucleotides. RefSeq lists its product as uncharacterized. The record is from RefSeq and is a predicted model, not a curated record. The transcript has a single exon. Bases 1 to 1017 code for a protein of 338 amino acids. Lineage: Eukaryota; Fungi; Ascomycota; Sordariomycetes; Diaporthales; Cryphonectriaceae.
AUGUCUGGUAGCAUUUGUGUCCAUGAUGACGAACAAGCGCCUGGUGCGCGGGGGGCGGAGGGGCCGCCGGAGCGAGCUGACAUCGCCCUGCCGUCCUCGAUCCGUCUCGAUGGUCACUCUCAGGAACCGGCGUGGGUUGAAAACCUCGUCGACCCUGAAUUCGUCUCGGGCACAAAUGGCUGGCUGCACGAGUCCAACUCUACACUCUUCUUCUACUGCUCCAACCCCAUACAAUCUAUCUGGAAUCCGUCAAAUUUUGACAGCGACUUGUCCAUGACCUUCCCGGAGCCGAACCCUCCGAGCAACAUCCAGACCCACCACAGCGUGUCUCCGUCGUCAUCUAAAAGAUCAGGGUCCGAAGUUCAAUUUGAGGACCUUGUUCAGGUUGCCGGCGCGAAGAAGGCCAGGAGGGCCAGCAGCAGCGGCGGCGGCGCCGGCAGCCAGGAACAGCAGAGCCCGCUCGCGUGUCCCUUUCUCAGGCACGAUCUCAUCAAGCACCGCGGGUGCCUCCACAACAAGUUGCCCCGCAUCAAGGAUGUCAAGCAACACCUCGAGCGCAAACACGCGCAGCCCAAGAACUAUUGUGCGCGAUGCUCGGACAUCUUCAGGAGUUCGGAGGCGCGGGAUGAGCACGUCCGUCAGGGGACGUGUGAAAUGAAGCCCAAGGUGACUUUUGAUGGCAUCUCGGAUGAGCAGAUGAAGGAGCUGGGCAAGUCGCUCGGGCGAAGCAGGGGCAAGGGCGAUGAGGAGAAAUGGUUUCAACUGUGGGAUUCGAUAUUCCCAGAGGAGCAGAGACCGGCAUCGGCCUUUCAGGGGUCGGACCUGACGGAGCUGUUGCCCGUGUACCGGAAGGCGCUCUGGGAGGUCUGGACAAGCAAGGGACUUGAAUUCAAGAAGAGAGUGCUCUCUGAGAAUGGACUAGCAGGACAGACCGACUACGAGCCGUCUCUGUUGGAUGGCAUCGUGAGAGCUUUGUUGGACGAGAUGGAGCGGGAGGUGGCAUGUCUGCUUGCAUGA